Molecule: messenger RNA, 1246 nt
Organism: Sphaeroforma arctica JP610
Lineage: Eukaryota; Ichthyosporea; Ichthyophonida
Exons: 1
Coding region: 194-904 (236 amino acids)
Molecular function (GO): serine-type endopeptidase inhibitor activity
Source: RefSeq, a predicted model, not a curated record
UCGAAUUGUGAGACCACUCUCAAACAAUUCUGGACUGAAAAUGAAAUUCUGUGUCGCACACAUAUUCGAUUUUCCAGCAGAAUUUUCAAUUUCAACCGCACGGUGAAAAAAUAUCAAAAUAUGCACGCGCAUAUAUAUAUAUCCUUGCUCAUAGAUUUUGAAACCCUCAUUCUUCCUUUAAAUAUUUUCAAUAAUGAACUGUGUUGCGUUUAUUGUGGCGGCUUUUGCCUGCCUGCAGUUGGCCGACGCCAUGUCGUCACGAGCGUAUGAGAGCGACAUUUACGAGCCUUUGGCUAGUGAUAAGUGUCCCGAGGACUGUAAGACAUUCUUCGACGGUUGUAAUCAGUGUAUGUGCUUGGAAAAUGGGGAUAUGGCUUGUACCAAGAUGGUGUGUAGUGAGGAGGAGAUGGAAGAUGCCAUGUGUAUUGACGAUCUUGAACUGUACCCCGUACCAGCGGAGAGUGAGACUUUUGAAUGUUCUGGCAUUAUGUGCAUGAUGUACUGCAAGGAGGGCUUCAAAAAGGAUGAGAACGGUUGCGACUUGUGCGAGUGUGCAGAGCCUGUUGAGCCUGUUGAUGUGUGCGCUGAGAUGCCACUGUGUAUGAAGUACUGUGAGAACGGUAAUGUAGUUGAUGAAAAUGGUUGUGAUACAUGCGAGUGUAAGGAGGCACCUCAGUUCUGUGCCGAGGGAUGUGAGUUCUACUUCGAUGGGUGCAACACUUGCACGUGCGGUGGUGAUGGCGUGGCCGCCUGUACCGAAGUGUUCUGCGAGUCGUACGAGGAGGCUAUCUGCCUUGACGCUGGCGAACCCGAGUGUGGACCUGUCUGUACUGUCUUCUGUGAGUACGGGAAUGUUAUGGACGAGGACAAUUGCCCCACAUGUGUGUGCAAGGAGGCCCCUUAAACACGCGAGACUCCCCUUCCCACGCACACUCUACCCGAAUUUCCUCCACCGCCACAUAACCUGUGGAAACUGUAGACUUCUGUGAUCGAGGAUAAUUGUAACACCUGCACCUGUGGUGACAGCAGGUUGCCUAUGUACACGCUUAUAACACGCCACCACAACGAGGAGGUUCAUUCUCUUGACAAGUAAUCGAAUACUUGAUGGGACUAAUAUUCCGCUGAAACGUUUGUCGGCGAUGGAAUAUUUUAUUAAUGGGUAUGCGAGGUUUGACUAGACUCGCUUCCAAAUCAAAAUUGACAUGACAUUGUAUAUGGUAAUAAAUAUGAUACCUCUCACCUCUGA